Molecule: messenger RNA, 1437 nt
Organism: Paraphaeosphaeria sporulosa
Lineage: Eukaryota; Fungi; Ascomycota; Dothideomycetes; Pleosporales; Didymosphaeriaceae
Product: aldehyde dehydrogenase
Exons: 2
Coding region: 1-1437 (478 amino acids)
Molecular function (GO): succinate-semialdehyde dehydrogenase (NAD+) activity
Source: RefSeq, a predicted model, not a curated record
AUGGCAAACACCAAUCCCGUCCCACUGCUCAUCAACGGCCAAGACAUACACCACGAGUCAACUUUCGAUGUCGUUUCGCCAGGGACAGGCGAAGUCUGUUGGAAAGCCGUCUCCGCGAAUGCCGACCACGCCACAAAAGCAGUGCAUUCCGCCCAGGCCGCCUUUCCAUCCUGGUCGCAAACAAAACCAAGCACCAGAUCCGCCAUCCUUCUCAAAGCAGCUGACAUCCUCGAGAAAAGCAUAGAAAAGUAUGCAGACUGUAUGAUGGCCGAGAUGGGUGCCGACAGAGGCGCGGCCCAGUUCUUCGUCACUCCCCUUGCGAUUGCCAUGUGCCGGGACAUUGCCAGCCGCAUCUCGAGUGUCUGCGGUAGCGUUCCUGUGGUGGCUAAGGAGGGCCAAAGCGCAAUGGUUUGGAAAGAACCGUAUGGAGUCGUGCUAGGCGUUGUAGCCUGGAACGCGCCAUACGUCUUUGGCAUCCGCGCCGCCGCAACUGCCAUCGCGACCGGAAACACCACCGUCAUCAAGUCGUCCGAGAUCACACCGCGCUGCUACUAUGAGCUGGGUAAAGCCUUUAAGGAAGCCGGGCUGCCUGAUGGCGUGUUCAAUGUCGUUGCAUGUAAACCAGAGGACGCGCCAGUGGUAGUGAACACCAUGAUCGGGCACCCUGCCGUCAGAAAAGUCAACUUCACGGGCAGUGCAGCAACCGGGAGGAAGAUCGCGAGGACGUGUGCAGACCAUCUCAAGCCGAUCCUCAUGGAGCUUGGUGGGAAGAAUACAGCUAUCGUGCUAGAAGACGCGGAUCUAGAGAAAGCGGCGGACGAGUGCUUAGCAGGUGGUUUCUUAAACGCCGGCCAAAUCUGCAUGGGCACCGACCGCAUCACAGUCCACACCUCUAUUGCCCCCGCCUUCACCCAAGUCCUACAGCAGCGUCUCGAAGCCCUCUCCAAAUCCUCCCCUUCGCCCCCCAUCGUCUCCUCCGCCGCCUCCAGAAAGCGUCUCGACAACCUCGUCGCUUCCGCGCUCUCCUCCGGCGCCCGCGUCAUCGCUGGCCCACAAGCCCAAUCCUCUCACCCGUCCCCUGCGACCUUCCUCCCUACCAUCCUCGCCGAUGUCCCACCCACCGCCUCGCUCUACCACGAAGAAGCAUUCGGCCCACUCGUUACCCUGUCUAGCUUCGCUACCGACGCGGAUGCUAUUGCGUUUGCGAACUCUACAGAGUACGGGCUCCACGGGGCUAUUUUCUCCCGGGAUUUGCGGCGCGCGCUAUCUAUCGCGAAGAAGCUCGAGGUCGGGGCCGUGCAUAUCAACAGCAUGACGGUGCACGACGAGCCUGCGCUGCCGAUGGGGGGCGUGAAGGGGAGUGGGUGGGGGCGGUUUAAUGCAGGGGAGGGGAUGGAGGAGUUUUUGGUUAGGAAGGUGGUUACAUGGGAUGAUUAG